This is a messenger RNA of Clupea harengus (Atlantic herring), 1130 nucleotides long. Its product is annotated as cholesterol 25-hydroxylase-like protein 1, member 1. Lineage: Eukaryota; Metazoa; Chordata; Actinopteri; Clupeiformes; Clupeidae. Gene Ontology annotation, biological process: lipid biosynthetic process. Gene Ontology annotation, molecular function: oxidoreductase activity; iron ion binding. The record is from RefSeq and is a predicted model, not a curated record.
AUGUGGAACGCAUCUGAGCUCUCUUUGCAGCUCCCCACCCGCCGGUCCUCUGACCUGCUCCUGCAGCCCUUCUGGGAUUACCUGGUCUUCCAGCACUACCCCCUGGUCUCCUCGCCCUUCUUCCCCGUCGUGCUCUCCUUCGCCAGCUACUUCCUCUUCAGCCUCCCCUUUGCAGUCAUUGACCUCCUGGGAGAGAAUCUGCCCGCUUUCCACCACUACAAGAUCCAGGGCAACAGGCGCCCCACCGUCCACAUGAUGAUGCGGAGCCUGGGCAUGGCCGUGUACAACCACCUGGUCUUCGUGCUGCCCACCGUCAUCAUCAACAACGUCUUCAUGCCUCCGGCCCCUCUGCCCCCCAUGGCACCCACCCUCUGGGAGCUCUUCAGCGGAGGACUUGGCACCCUCCUCAUCUUUGACACCCAGUACUUCAUCUGGCACAUGGCGCACCACAAGAACCCCCACCUCUACAAGUGGGUGCACGCCAUCCACCACGAGUACUACUCUCCCUUCUCCUGGUCCACCCAGCAUCUCAGCGCCAUGGAGCUGAUGGCCGUGGGCUUCUGGAGCAACCUGGACCCCCUCAUGCUGACCAUCCACCCUCUCACCACCUGGGUGCUUAUCGUAUUCAGCAUCUGGCUGUCCGUGGAGGACCACAUUGGCUACGACCUGCCCUUCUCCCUCCAUCACCUGGUGCCUUUCGGUCUGUUUGGCGGUGCCCCGGCUCACGACAUGCACCACCAGAAGCCCGCCACCAACUUUGCACCUUUCUUCAGCCACUGGGACAGGCUGUGUGGCACUGAGAGCCACCUGGAGAAAAAGACUGACAAACUAGGAGAGAGUGAAAAGAAUACUAAGGACAAGCUGCACGCCAUGUAAAUACUUUACAUUUUGUAAUAUAUGUCUAUAUUUUUACUCUGCAAGUGCAAUGGCAUGAAUGACAUGUAUAUUUAACAAGCUAUUUUUGUAUGAACAGACUAUUUUGCCCUUUUGUAUCCUUUGUAUAUCCCUUUUGCUGUAUAUCCUUUUGUAUAUGCAACUGAUGUUUAUAUUUGAAGAUUUAUAUGUGAACAACCAUCUCCCAAACUACAAUAAAAUGUCUUUUAAUAAAAUACAUCCAGUUUUAUACUUCA